Messenger RNA from Cherax quadricarinatus, 6776 nucleotides. NCBI's taxonomy places the organism in Eukaryota, Metazoa, Arthropoda, Malacostraca, Decapoda, Parastacidae. The record is from RefSeq and is a predicted model, not a curated record.
CCAGACGUUGAUAAAGGUGCUACACGUUAUUUCUCUCCCUGGAACCUAAACCAUGUCUCAAUAUACCAUAUAUUCUUCUGCAGUGGGAGUAUAACAUGUCAUGUGGCAGAAGGAACAACGUGAGUUAGUGUGAGGCGCCAGCCUGGGUGUGGUACAAUGUGGACAGUGUGGCUGUUACUGCUGCUGGCUGGCAUAACACCUGCCCAAGAUGUGAUGAUGGUGGUAGCUGACCCCUGGGUGACCCCCGACCACCACCAGUUACACGCCUCCCUCUCCCCACACACCCACACCUGGAUACCAGGGUCUGACACAGGUGACAUGGCACAGUCGUGGUCGUUGGACAGUGAGACGCAAGUACCAACUAGAUUGGUGGAGCACGAGGCAAGUGGGCAAAAUAUCCCACAAAAUGGGGCAUACAGAAGUGACAGUUUGGGCGACAAAACGAAUAACGACACUUUUGGCACUGGCAUUAUAACAAGUUGGGACAAUGUUAGCGGCAUGUCUGAUGGCGCUGUCGAUGGGGAUGGUGCUACUGUCGCUGGGGAAAGUGCCACGGAAGGUGGGGAAAUACCACUAGUGACAGUACAAAGUGUAAACGCAGAUCUUGUGACAAACACUGUGCCUGAGGAUGGCGGGAAUAUUGUAGAGAGUGCUACGAGUGGCGAUGAAGUAGUAACUACAGUGCCAGAUGUAAUGACAGACGGCGUUACGCCUACCGUGUUAGAUAUGGUGCCUCUGGUUUCGGAUGGCGCCACGAUGUUUGUAACUAGUGCGGAUGACGAUGUCUUGGUGCUCACACCUCAGGGUAAUGAUGUGACUAGCGUAAAUAGUGAUACAGUGAUAACCACAGUGCAAGAUGGUGUCACAGCGCUAGAUGGUGUCACUCAUGGUGUUGAUGUACCACAAGAUGCAGUAACUGAUACAAGUCUGAUACAGGAAGAUAAUGUGAGGCAGAUAAUGGAAGAUGGCGUUGAUAGAAUCAGAGAGGUUGCUGCUGCAGUGUCUUCACUGGUAGAUAAUGCAGUGAAUCUAGUACACACUCUCACAGACAAUGGUGGUAAUGAAACUUCACUGUCAGAUGCUGUAGUUACAACAACAGAAGCCAGUGAGAGAAGUAAGAUGGAGGCGAUUACAGUAAAAAUAUCGCUAGCGGACAGUGUGGCCUCAACAUUAAAAGUGGAACAACAUGGCAGGUCCUGAGAUUGAGAACGAGAUAAGUUUUCCUAGCCUCAGCCUCCAGGAAGACCAAGAGGACGAGACAGUGAUGCUAGAGCCUACGCUGACCCUGAAAGACGACGUUGUGUCCUACAUCAUCCUAACUUCUAAGGUCUUGCUAGAGGACUUAAGCUCGCUGGCACCUACAUCAACACUACAGCGGCAGACCAUCUCAAGUAGUGUCACUCACACAGGUGAUCCUGAUGUUGACACGAGUCACAAUGGAAUAUCACUGGAGCUGACGACAUCGAUGAAGGAGGAAGUGACAGUAUCUGCUGACGACUCUGCGACGGAAAACGACGAAGCUGUUAACCUUGAAGACACAUACGACUCUGUGAUGGGUGAAGACUACGAGCUGAUCGUGGAGACGGUGGUGAACACAGCGACAGUGUACUACGACGACGAGUCGCUGCAACAUCAUUCAAAGUCGGCGAGUCACCGCUUCCCUCGUACAGUGUCUGCCGACCUGCGCGCCACGCCAGCGCACCUCAACGAGGUGGCGGUGACCGAACAGUACCGCAGCUUUCCCUCCCUUCUCCCCGCCGACGACUUCGCCACCUUCAUGGGUGGAGACUCGCGCCUCCCUACCGACCUCAGGAAGUCCAUGCGCAAGUCUGAGCCAGAGCCAGACAUCGACGACAUCAUCAAGGGCAUUGUGCAGUUGCUGGGUGGGAACGUCAAGAUGACGGUGGCUGAGGCCCCCAACACCCGCCUAACUACCUUCGCUGACAUUUCCAGCACUCGCAUCAACAAUCGUGGGCCUCCCAGGCUCACCCAACUUCCGUUCGGUGUGCUCUCCUCCCCUGUGCACACCCUUCUGCCAGUCAGACCUCCAGUCACCCCUCCAGUCAAUAUGGCCAACUUGCGACCACUGCCAGGCAAGCCACAGUUCGUAGCUAACACUCUCCCGCCCUUCCUCGCUGCCUUACCGCCCUCUCUCUCCUCGCGCCCACCUCCGCCCCUCCAGCGCCCAUAUGUCACCGGCAUCCCUCUUCCCGUGGACCUCCUCCCUGGCCCUGACGAAGUGUAUAACGCCUCUCCAGAGAUCACCGUCAACCCUGUUUUCCAGGACUAUGGCGGAGAGGAUUCCCUGCAGGAUGUACCCUCAGGAUACACUCAUCCCAUCACUGCCCCUCCAACCACCCCCAUCAUCACCCCUCCUGCCACCCCAAUCAUCGCUCCGCCUGCCACCACCGCUACCGCCCCGCCUGCCACCACCACUACCGCCCCGCCUGCCACCACCGCUACCGCCCCGCCUGCCACCACCGCUACCGUCCCGCCUACCACCACCGCUACCGCUCCGCCUGCCUCCUCCAACACCGCCUCGCCCUCUACCACAGACACCGCCACACCUACCCCCACCACCGCUGCGUCGUCGGAGACGCUGUUGGUAGAUCACCUGAUGUCUGACGCCACCGUCACUCACACCACCGGAACAACACUCGUGUCAGAGUUAUCCAACAGUGUCUCAACACAAGUAACACAUGCAUACACUAGUGUCUCAACAGAGGUAACAGAUGCAUACGCUAGUGUCCUAGCAGGUACAACAGAUGCUGCGACCAGUGCGUCAACGGGCUUUCCAGAUGUGUCCAGUACGUCAACAGGUGUAGAUGCGUCGGAGAGUACGUCAAGACUUGUGCCAGUAUCAUGGAACAAGACAGAGACACUUGAGAGCACUAAGGAGCUGCAUUCCUCCAUGCCGGAGUCAUCCUCCACCAUCAUAAGGUGGUCCUUGUCAACACCAGACGACCUCCACCAUACCUCCACCACCGCCCCCACUGACGCCCUCUGGUCAACCAGCCCUCGCCCCUCCAUACCCCCAGAUGCCGCCCCGCGCCCCGGGGUGGUGCUGGACGACCCCCAGUACCGCCCUGGGCAUGUCAUCACGGGCACGGUGGUACCCUACGAUGUGGGCGGCCCAGGAGACAUCUUCGAUGUUACUGUCUCCGCCCACCAGGGCUUCGGGCCGCCCGUAGCUCCUUUCCUCCGGCCAACCCUGGCCCAACCCUUCCCUAUACCAGGUGAGUCAUUCACUGCACUUUCACCAUCUAGAGGUAAAAAAGAUAAAAGGGAAGUAGAGAGGAAGAGAGAAGCAGUAAUCAUCUUGUAUUAUCAACAGCAGCAACAAACAGCCGGGUUGGGUGUAGGUGUGGUCAUUCCUGAAGGUGACCUAGCUGAAGAAGGUGGCGCUGCACAUGAUCUAGGAUACUAUCCACCAACUGCCCCCCUCCUGCCACGACCAUUACCUACGCCCACACAGCCUCCACCACGCCCACUGCCACCUACACAACCUCCACCACGCCCACAGCCACCUAUUCCCACACAGCCUCCACCACGUGCACAGCCACCUGCGCAGCCUCCUAGACCUAUCAGAAAGCCUUAUAAUCGUCGUCCUACUCAGCCUUCCAUCAGGAUCGACACUUGCAUUGUGGGAGAUGACUCGACAUGUCAGGAGCAGCUGGGGGAAGUAUGCAGGACAGAGGAUGAAGUGUCUAGCUGCUACUGCAGACCCGGCACUGCCAGGCGCAGGCCCAGGACACCUUGCAGGAGGAUGAUCUCGCUGCAAGUGUCGCUGAAGGUGGACCGGGUGGGUGACCAACGUAUCGUGUGGGGAGGCAACUAUGAGAACCCAGAGUCUGAGGAGUACCGGCUACUGCAGUGGGAGGCCAGACAUGCUAUCUCAAGCACCAUGUCAAAGACGCCUUUGGGAUCAGCAUACCUAGGCAACACCGUGCACAAGUUCUACUCCCUGGGUGGGAAAGUGAUCGUUAAUUCGACCAUCAACCUAGAAGACCUUCCCUCCACCAGAAGCCGUAGUGUCCGUCAAGCCCUCCAGCGCCAGAUGAUCCAAGUCAUCCAGAAUCAUGCCAAUAACAUAGGCGAGUCGGCUCUCUGGGUCGAUGGCCCUCUUAACCCCAUCCCUGAUGUCUCAGAUGUGAAUGAGUGUUUUGAUGAGUCACUUUACGACUGUCACCCUGAUGCCACCUGCAUCAAUGAGUUUGGCACUUUCACAUGCCGUUGUCUGCCUGGGUACACUGACAGGUUCGCUGAUGAUGCUGAGCAGGUUGGGCGGCGGUGCGAGUCAUGUUCCUCUGACUACUGCAACAAGAGGGGAGAGUGUGCCAUCAAGGAGGGUCACAAGCUGUGCCAAUGUCGAGGGUCUUACUAUGGCACCCGAUGUGAAAUCGAUGGGGAGGUGUUGGGUGUGGCUGUUGGUGCCUCCGUUGCUGCAGUAGUCAUCAUCAUUCUCACCCUUAUCUUCCUGUGCAUGUGGAGCCGACGAUGGAAGGCCGAAGAUAGAAAAACCGAGGUGCUGGCACGUGGUGGAGGAAUUGGUGGAUUCGCUGUCAACGUGCAACACAAGGGAGCUUCAGCGGGUCACCAGUAUGGAGCAACUCUUGAUGACCGCAUGCGCUGGGCACACCUAGCUGAUACACUCUCCAGCCAAAACAUUUAUGCGCAGCAGCAGCAGCAGCAGUAUGGUGGAGGUGCAUACACAGCGACAAGUAGCGACUACCUCACCUUGUCGGGUACUUCCACUACACCCUUCUCCAUCUACAACCGUGUCACUCGGGCGCUCUCCAGCUCCACCUUAGGCAGGCGGCAGAUGGGCUGGCUGGGACGUAUCCGGAGGGCGCUGGGUGGCUCCAGGAUGGCUAAAAGUCACAGGUCCACCCAUACGCUGCCUGAGCAACAAACACUCACACUACAGCAACUUAUGGCUCUUCAUGCACAGCUCUCCCCCCAACCAGAACAACUGAGAGGAGGACUGGGCAGUGUGUCUGCCUCACCCAGUGCCACUGCUGCUGCCCCAACCACUGUUUAUCAACACCAGAGACAAGCAGUUGGGUCAUCGUCAGGGUAUGCCUCGCUGGGCACACUGGGAUCGACAGCCUCUCCCCAGUACAGCCACCAGUACCAACCUUCCCAACAGUUUGGCUUGCAACACCUCUCCCCUGUCACCCACCUCACCAGCAUGCAACAACAACAGCAGCAGCAACAGCAGCAGUACCAUAAACAGUCAGCCUUUAGUUCACAAUCUACAUAUGGCCAGUUUGGACCAGCUUCCUUCAACACAUUAUCUCAGGGCGGAGUGUCUAGAGCGCCAACACUAGGAGCCCGCACUCCUUUGCCACUUCAUGAUGUGGGUGGUCCAGCCACAAUUGGGCCCAUGGGUGGGGGCAGUGUAGCUCCAUCUGGAUUGGCCAUGGGGCUGGAGAGCUCCGAGGAAGAGGUUGAGAAACCUUAUCAUCUGCCACGGCCUAAAUCUCGCGUCUCCCUUGGGGAUACGAGUGAUAUAUAUUACGAGCCAGAUGACCUAAUCACGACUCUGGGCCCCCCCGACCGACCUCCUCCCCCACUCCCCAAAUCCAGUCAUCCCCAGACAUACAACUUUGCCUUCUUGCACUAACCUGUCUCUAAAACCAAGAUUAUGAUGUUUAGUAUAUAUAUAGCAUAAUUUCCCUGGGUGCUACAGUCAAUUAUGCUAACAGUAUGCUGAUUUUGCAAACUUGUUUUAAUAAAGAAGGGAAAUUUGUUUGCAUAAAGAGAAAAUAAGUUUUAUUAUUUUUAAUAAGCAUCUAUAUUAUUAUAAUCAAAGAGAGGCCCUAAAACACACAAGUAUCUACAAUUCUUGCAUGUUUCUUUUGCACCAAGAUUUAAGCCCAGAAAUGCACAACUAAAUACAGUACCAUAGUACAAAUUCAUUUUAAAAAUUACUUAUUUGGAAAUUCAACAUAUUACCACAAGUGUAUUUUAUCAGUCACCCUCCUGAUCCACUACACAAAGGCCAGAGAACAGCCACAUUGACUGGUAGAUUAAACAUUUAUCGGGUUGCUGAAUGUUUUAUGGUGCAUCAGUUAUUUGGCAACUGUGUUGACUGUGGCACCUUGGAAGUAAGUGUUCUAUAGGAAGACCAUUAUCACCCACAGACUUGACUAUUCUUCAUAUUUCAAACAUUGUCAAACAAUCUUCUAUGCCUGUCUAUAUUAUGAAUAACAUACCAUAUCCAUAUUAUUUCACAAAGAACACUGGUGUAUAAUUGGCAGUAUGGACAUGUUGAUGCAACAUUGUUUCAAAGUAUCUGAGUGUAUAUAACUAACACAGAAUUUAUAUUAAAAAGAUUUUGUCCAGGGAUGCACCCAUGCUGUACAAUAAAUUAAAAUUUUUUAAUUAUGUUGGUAGAAUUACCAACUUGUUAGGGAAGAGAACAUUUGCAAUUUAUGAGACAUUUUAUUGUGGUAACAUUUUGCUCUCCAUAAGUACAUCAGCUUGACAAAACUGGAGACUGAAAUAGCCACAAUAAAAAUGUCCCAAUAGUUGCAUAUGUACUGUUUUACCUAACAGUUAUAAACCUAUUUAUUGCUGUUUGUUAACAUUUACAGACUUAUGUUGCUACUAACUCCCUCUUGCUCAUCCACAUGAAUCAAAGUUCUGAAUUUAAUAUACAGUAUUUCAGGAAUCUUCUUCAUUAAAACUAACAGCCUCAGUUUUAUGAGAAUGGUACCAAGUGAUUAAACACUUCCUCUGCUAAAAUGAAUGUACUGUAUAUUACAUUUGUG